GAUACGAGAAAAACCACCAAAGAAACAAAUGAAAUUUGCCGUGAGUUAUCAACCAUGAAAUUUGACCCCGUGGGAAAAUAUUUGGUGUACAAAUUCUCUCCAGUUUUCGUUACUUUGGAUCAUUGCAUAUUUAAGCCUGUAUUUUUCAUCACUGUUGAGAAAUCGAAGGAGUUGCAACAUGGCGGACGACGAUGUUGAAACUCUGACUGUAUUGAAUUACUACAUGAGUGAAUCAUACUAUAGAAAGGUUCACAUGGAAGCGGUGGAUGCAACAAGAAAAUUUGGAUCAGAUCCUGUUCUUGUGCUAUUCAAAGGAUUGGCACUAUUAAUGGAAGGACGAGUUCAAGAAAGCAUGAGGGAACUUGAAGUAAUCAAGGAUAAACCAGAUGUUUCUCUUGCAAGUAUGAUUGCUCUCAUUAUGGCUCAUAAAAAAUCAAGAACACCAGAUCGUGAUGCUGUUAAUGAACUUGACGCAAGGGUCAAAGAAGAACGAAGAUCAGCAACAGACAAAUCGCUGUAUUUUGCUGGACUCUCUCUUUGGCAUCUUGGUCGAUCAGAUAAAGCAAGAGAGUAUGUAGAUAAACAGUUGAAGAAUUUCAACACUGCUUCAGGACAAAUUCUCAGAGGAUGGAUUGAUUUAACAUCUGAUAGAGAUGCUUAUGUGAAAAAAUCUGUCAAAUACUUUGAUGAAGGCUUGUCUUCAAAUAAUAAAGAUCCGUGGGCCUUAAUUGGGAAAUCAAGAUAUAAUGUGAAAAGAAAAAAUUUCUCAGCCGCAUUAGAAUUGGUGAAUCAAGCAAUAGUUUCAUAUCCAAAUUUUUCUCCUGCUUUAGUUGAAAGAAUGAGAUUACAUCUUGCUCUACAAGAUUGGGACCAAACACUUGAAGCUGCUAACAGAUUAUUAAACAUUGAUUCACGCCAUCCUGAAGCUCUGAAAACUCAAAUCAUUUACACAAUGGCAAGAGAAGGAAAAUCUUCGGAUGUUGUUACCAUGUUGGGAGAGUUAAUCCAGGUCAUUGAUAGAUUUGAGCCGCAGAACACCAAGCUUUAUGUAAACAGCGGGAAACUUUUUGCAAGAAUGUGCGGAAGAAAUCUUCCAAUUCUCAAUCAAACAUACACAUUACUUGAACGAGCAAUUUCAGUCGAUGCAACCAGUGCUGAAUUUACUUGUGAGCUUGGAUAUCAAUUGUUUUUGCAGGGUAAGAUUCGUGAUGCCAUAAAAUGCUAUAAAAAUGCCAUGGAAUUGGAUGAAACAAGUGUCGUGGCAUUGACUGGUGUCAUUAGAUGCCAGCUAUUUUCUGAUGACGUUUCUUCAACUCAGCAAAGAAAAGAAGUGCUAGCUGAAGUCAGUCAACAGCUUGAGUUUUUAAGAGAAGUACAACAGGCUAUUGGACAAGAUCCUGAACUUCUCUAUCUCAAUGCUGUACAUUCACGAAAAAACAACAAACCACAAGAAGAAAGUUAUCAGUUUUUAAAAGAUGCAAUGAAGGCUCAUUUCAAGUCAUUGAAAGGACUUCCUCUUGGCGAAGAAUAUUUUAUGACUCUGAAUCCAGAUUUUAUUCUUGAUUUAGCAAGAGAAUUAUUAACAAUGGGACCUUCAGAGGCUAUUCCACAAGGUCAAGCUGUCCCAAAAGUACUACAUGAUUGUGUUGCUGUGCUUGAUCCUGUUAUCAAAGUUCUACCUGGAUUAUUGGAUGCCCUGUAUCUUUUUGCUAAAGCAAAAUUCUUCGCUGGAGAAGCAGAUGCUGCUCUUACAACCUUACAACAUUGUAUUGAACAAGAUUCCUCAUACAGCGAUGCACAUUUGUUAAUGGCUCAGAUCCAUCAGGACAAAGGAAAUUAUGCAAUUGCUUCUCAGUAUCUUGAAUCAGCUCUCAGUUAUAAUUUUGAGAUUCGAGACCAUCCUCUUUAUCAUCUUAUUAAAGCUAAAACUUUGGUCAAGUCUGGUGAAGUUGUUGAAGCAAUUCAAACUUUGAAAAUGGCUCUGGCUAUACCUGGUGUUAAAAAACCACCUUCAGCUUCACAAAAACAAGUGAAGAAAUCUGUGAUUUCAGCAACAGAUCGGCUAUCAAUAUUCUUGGAAUUAGUUCAUGCACAUACAAAGAAUAACGAACAUCAUGAAGCUAUCAAAGUAAUGCAGGAUGCAAUCAAUGCAUUUCAAGGCACAUCAGAAGAGAUUCGAGUUACAAUUGCAAAUGCUGAUUUAUCACUUAGUCGGGGUGAUGUUGAACAAGCGUUAACGAUGUUGAGAAACAUAAAACCGGACCAAUCAUAUUAUGCGCAAGCGAAAGAAAAAAUGGCUCACAUAUAUUUACAUCACAGACGAGAUAAAAACUUGUACAUCAGUUGUUACAGAGAUCUGUUGAGCAAAAGACCAAGUUCCCAUGCCAGUUUAUUAUUGGGUGAUGCCUACAUGAGUAUUCAAGAGCCUGAUAAAGCAAUAGAAGUGUAUGAGCAAGCAAUGCAGCAAAAUCCGGACAGUGGAUUGGCAAGUAAAAUUGGACAAGCAUUAGUCAAAACUCAUGAUUAUAGAAGGGCAAUAGCUUAUUACGAAGCAGCAUUGAACACAGGACAACAACAACAUUUAAGAUUUGAACUGGCUGAAUUAUUAUUGCAAUUAAAAAUGUAUGAUAAGAUGGAGGCAAUAUUGAAACAGAUUCCAUCAGAUGAUCGUUCCAGAGGAGAGACAGAACUUGAGAGAGCAAUGUUUGAUACGAAAUGCUCUCUUCUCUUAUCUUCUCUUUAUAAAGAAAGAAAUCAACAUGAGAAAGUAGCAGAAGAAUUAUCUAAAGCAAGAGAUAAACAGGCAAGAGUAUUGAAGAGAGUUCAACUCGAACAACCGGAAUCAGCAUCGAGUCAAAAACAACUUGCAUCUGAUAUUUGCUGUAGAAUGGCUGCUCAUGAAUAUGAGAGAAAUAAAAAUACAGAACAAGCUAUAAAGUAUUAUAAAGAAGCUUUGAUUUAUUGUGAAAAUGAUUCAAAGGCAAUGAUUCAACUUGCAAAACUCUAUCUACAGUCAUCUGAUCUAGAUAUAUGUCAGCAAUAUUGCAUGCAAAUAUUAAAACAGACUGAUACAUCUGGACACAGUGAAGCUAGCAUGAUGAUGGCUGACAUAAUGUUUCGUAAAAACUCGUACGACGAAGCGAUUUAUCAUUAUCAAAAAUUACUCGAAGCAAAACCAGAUUAUUAUGAAGCUCUGUCAAGGCUUAUCGGCCUUCUCCGAAGAUCUGGGAAACUCACAGAGGCCCCUCAGUUCUUGGGACUUGAGGAAGGAGAAGAUACAAAUUCGAAGAAGGAUAUCUCAACGGAAGGAACAAAAAUGAAUAAGAAAGCUAGUACUUCUAAUGAUCCAGGUUAUCAUUACUGUAAAGGAUUGUACGAAUGGUACAGUGGGAAGACAAAAGAAGCAUUACGUUCUUUUAACAUUGCAAGACGUGAUUCAGAUUGGGGAGAACAAGCUGUUACAAACAUGGUUCGGAUUUGUCUUAAUCCUGAUCAAGAUACUCUGGGUGGAGAAGUAUUAGAGAACCUGGAUGAUUCUAACUCUCAUGACAAAUUGACGGCAGCAGAAGCAGGAAUUUCAACGGCAGAAAGAUUGAUCAAAGAACUCUGUAAAACACCUGCAGCAACCCCAACAGAUGCAACCAAGCGUAAAAUAUUAGAAAAAUAUGUUCUACUCGGACACAGACAGAAAAGUAAUGCGGAAAAAGCACUUGCUGCUUUUAUGGAAAUUCUACAAAAUGAGAAAGACAAUGUAUCAUGUUUGCUGGGAAUGGCAAUCGCUUAUCAGAUUAUGAAGCAAACGCCGAGAGCCAGGAACCAACUCAAAAGAAUUUCAAAGAUGCAAUGGACACUGGAAGAUGCAGACAAUUUUGAGCAGGCAUGGUUGUUACUUGCGGAUGUUUAUAUAAGUGCAGGGAAAUUUGAUAUGGCAACUGAACUGUUGAAGAAAUGUGUGGAACAUAAUAAGUCUUGUUGUAAGGCAUUUGAGUAUCUUGGAUACAUUUAUGAGAAAGAACAAUCCUAUCAAGAUGCUUCAACUCAUUAUGAAAAAGCCUGGGAUUAUGGCAAUCAGGCUAACCCUAGCAUAGGAUACAAGCUGUCUUUCAACUAUCUCAAAGCUCGAAGAUUCAUCGACGCUAUCAAUAUUUGUCACAAAGUACUUGAUAAGAAUCCACAAUAUCCGAAAAUCCGAAAAGAAAUUCUUGAUAAAGCCAGAUCAGCUUUGAGAAUGUAAAUCACUGCAAAAGACAUGCAAACAACCUUUUUACCAAUAAUUGUAUUCUGUAAGCUGGAGCUCGAGUUAAUUUCCAAUUAAAACUGAAUAUGAAUAGAGGUAGUCUCAAUGCUAUUGCUAUAGUUGUUUAUGAUCAUUUUUCUGUAAUUUAAUUUUUAGGCUGCUAUUCUGAAGAAAAAGUAGUAUUCAGAUGAGGCAGUGAACAAAGUUACUUUUCAGUGAUUUAUUAUUCAGUAUGUUUCAUUCCAAUACAAAUAUUUUUGUCUUUUUGUUGUUAAGAUAUAUGUCAAUUUAUACCAACACUAGAUAGGCACUGUAAGCAUUUAGACUUCAUUUUAAAGCUUCUAUUAUUUGAUAUAAGUAAGUUGACCUGGCAUAAUUGGCUGCAUAUUCUGAAUCAGUUACCUUUCCUGACAUCAUCUUAUGUUAAGCUGUCAUUCAAUCCUUAUUUCAUGUUUUGUGUAUUUGAAUAUUGUAUUUUUUGAACAUUUAAACCUAAAUUAAUGAAAGAUAAAAGAGAUGUUUAUGAUUCAUCAAAUGCCUUCAGUAAUUAUAAUUCAAUUUUUGUGCAACUGGUCUCAAAAUGCUAACCGUAAUUGUAUAACCUGUCUGGGAUAUUUUGUAUAUUCUUCUCCACAUGGCUUGGUGUUGUAUAUUACCUAUUGCUUUCAGUAGAGUAUAUAUAUUUUUUUAUUGGCGUUUAGUAAAAUAUAAUUCAGACUAUAUGAGA
Styela clava is the source of this 4964-nucleotide messenger RNA. Its product is annotated as tetratricopeptide repeat protein 21B-like. Gene Ontology annotation, biological process: protein localization to cilium; intraciliary retrograde transport. Lineage: Eukaryota; Metazoa; Chordata; Ascidiacea; Stolidobranchia; Styelidae. Gene Ontology annotation, molecular function: protein binding. The record is from RefSeq and is a predicted model, not a curated record. Gene Ontology annotation, cellular component: intraciliary transport particle A.